Messenger RNA from Tribolium castaneum (red flour beetle), 1528 nucleotides. RefSeq lists its product as uncharacterized. The coding region runs from base 164 to 997 and encodes 277 amino acids. The transcript has 5 exons. NCBI's taxonomy places the organism in Eukaryota, Metazoa, Arthropoda, Insecta, Coleoptera, Tenebrionidae. The record is from RefSeq and is a predicted model, not a curated record.
AAAAGGUGUUCUUGUUGUGCAUGGACUUUUUUGGAUCGGUGUGAGGUUUAAAAGUGACAGUGAUCUCUAUCACCGGACAUGGCUCCUAUCAGGAUAACAAAUCAUCUAGGAUUAUUCCACUGAUAAUGAACUGACUGGAAGGACCUUUGUGCAAACAUAAAAAAUGGCAAAACGGGUCAACAAAAACCACUACAUUGCUUCCCCCAGACACAGCAUAUCGCCAACCCCUGUCCACGUUUCACGAAGUUCCGCUUAUUCAGACGGAGAAGAAAGCCAAAGAGCACCGUCAGAAAGAACUCUUUCUGAAUACACUUCAGUGCCAUAUACCAUAGUAAAUGAAAGAAACGGUCGCAGUAAAUACCACAAUGGAGUCAACAAUCAUCCACCUCGUGCAGCCUCUGUCAUGAGUCGAGGCAGUGGAUAUGACAAUGGAUCAGAUAUUUAUGUCACAAGUGGCGCAUAUAAAGCCCCAUCAGAAAUUAGUCGUAGCUCCCGGGCAAGAGCACCGAGCCAUUACUCCUACAGAAGUGGACGUGCCCCAUCACUGACCAGCACAGUAAAGACUCGCACCUCCCGAAAAGGAGGCGUCAAAGUCGAAACGAUGGCAGCCCCCAACCCAUUUUGCCCCAAUAUCAAAGGAAUGUGCUGCUUGAUGCUCCUCCUAAACUUAGGAAUCAUCUUGAUCACUCUCGGAUUCGUUAUUGUGAUUCAGUUUUUCGAACCGAUUUACGUUUGGGUCUUGGGUAUAGUCUUUCUAAUCUUCGGAUUCCUUACACUGAUUGGAAGUCUUAUCUACUGCGUUAUUAUUUGUAAGGACGUGAAAUCACCAAAGGACAUUAAUCCGGAAGAUCUGUAUUGGACUCAUCAUUGGCAGAAAACGAUUGGAUCGCCUGAGAUAAAUUAUAAAACUGAGGAAAAAUACGACGAUAGAUAUAGCGACAGAUAUUCUAUCAGCAAAUUGUCUGGAAAAUACUCCGAUCGAAACAGCAGAUAUUAGACUAUGUGAAAGGUUUAAACAAACAUGUGGGUGUUUAUGACACAUCUACUGUUCAAUACCAAAUGCCUCUCACAUUUUCUUAAUAACUUGUAACAAAUACUAGAUAAUUUUUAUCUGAUUACUGAUUAGAUACCCAUACAUACAUAUUUUCAAAAAAAAAAAAAUCUAUUGCUAACGCAAGACUGAUUAAGUGAUUAUCAUCUUGCAUUUUAAUUAAAUCGUGAACUGAAAAAGCCUUCUUUUUUACGUAAUUGUCGCACAAAAACAUUCUUCUGUUGCUGUGAUGAUUUAAUGGUUUUUAGUAGUGGAAAACUAAAUAUGUACUAAUAAUGCUUUAAUUUACUAUACGUAUAGGUAAUAAUCAAGUGCACUACUUUUGAAUUUUUUGAUGUAUGUAUUUAUAUUUUUACAUAAUUAUUCCUUUUUAAUUUAUAGAAUUCAGAUCUUUUAUAGUUUUUUUUAUUAACAUACUUGUACAUACAUUUCUUUGAGAAACCUAAUUUUGUGCAAUUAAACUGUAAUUAAAAACUA